Effrenium voratum is the source of this 419-nucleotide messenger RNA. The record is from the annotation of a GenBank genome assembly. NCBI's taxonomy places the organism in Eukaryota, Dinophyceae, Suessiales, Symbiodiniaceae.
CCUUGAGACUUGGGAUCGAUCAUCCAUCCUGCUUUCGCUGCGAUCCUGCGCGCUCGCCGAUGGGAAAGGUGAAAAAGGCGCACUUGAAGAACAAGAAGGCCAAAGCCAAAGCCAAGGCGAAAGGAAAUGAGGAAGACAUGGCGGUGGAGAGGAAAGAGUCCAGGCAUGACAUGAAGAUGCGGCACACAGCGGAGCGCAAAGCUCUGCAGGCGCGUGUGGCAGACCUGAAGCGCCAGCGCAAGAAGCUGCCGAAGUCCAAGAAGAAGGAUGAGAAGAAGGCGCUGAGUGAGGAGAUCAAGGUGAUGACCAGCGAGCUACAAAAGCGGCAGGCUGCAGAGCGUGAGCAAGCCCAGGAUGCAGGGCGUGACGACUCUGAGGAGAUAUCCAAUGAGGAAUUUGAAGACGACUUCUCGGAUUAA